AUGGAUCAACGCACCGCAAGCUUCGUCGUCGGCCACAACUACCAGCUCAUCGACACAAUUGGCGAGGGCGCGUAUGGCGUCGUCUGCUCCGCGCUCCACGUCCCCUCCCAGCGCAAGGUCGCCAUAAAGCGAAUCACCCCCUUCGACCACUCCAUGUUCUGUCUCCGCACCCUCCGCGAGAUCAAGCUUCUCCGCCACUUCCACCACGAGAACAUCAUCUCCAUCCUCGACAUCCUCCAGCCCCCGAGCCUCGCAGAGUUCAGGGAGGUCUAUCUCGUCCAGGAGCUCAUGGAGACCGACCUCCAUCGCGUCAUCCGCACACAGACACUCAGCGACGAUCAUUGUCAGUACUUCAUCUAUCAGACUCUGCGCGCACUCAAGGCCCUUCACUCGGCCGAUGUCCUCCACCGCGAUCUCAAACCCUCAAACCUCCUGCUCAACGCAAACUGCGACCUCAAGCUAUGCGACUUUGGGCUCGCCCGAUCGGCGCGUCCGCCCCCAGACGUCGACGACAGCAGCAACUUCCUUACGGAAUACGUCGCGACGCGAUGGUACCGUGCCCCAGAGGUCAUGCUCACCUUCAAAGAAUAUACCCGCGCAAUCGAUAUCUGGAGCGUCGGCUGCGUGCUUGCAGAGAUGCUCAGCGGAAAGCCGCUCUUUCCGGGUCGAGAUUAUCACCAUCAGCUGUCCAUUAUCCUCGAUAUCCUGGGCACACCCUCGAUUGACGACUUCUACGCGAUCACCUCGCAGCGAUCGAGAGAAUACCUCCGCGCCCUGCCCUUCCGCAAGCAGAAACCGUUCAGCCAGCUUUUCCCGGAAGCGAACCCCCUCGCCAUCGACUUGAUGGAGAAAUGCCUCACAUUCAGUCCGAAGAAGCGCAUCGACGUUUCAGAAGCCCUGAAGCAUCCAUACCUCGAAUCAUACCAUGACCCAGAUGAUGAGCCUAUCGCAGACCCGCUUGACCCUUCCUUCUUCGACUUCGACAGUGCCGAACCUCUAGGGAAAGAAGAACUGAAAGUCUUGAUAUACAAAGAAAUCACACACUCUUGA
Messenger RNA from Heterobasidion irregulare TC 32-1, 1050 nucleotides. RefSeq names its product mitogen-activated protein kinase-like protein. Gene Ontology annotation, cellular component: cytoplasm; nucleus. The coding region runs from base 1 to 1050 and encodes 349 amino acids. The transcript is spliced from 9 exons. NCBI's taxonomy places the organism in Eukaryota, Fungi, Basidiomycota, Agaricomycetes, Russulales, Bondarzewiaceae. The record is from RefSeq and is a predicted model, not a curated record. Gene Ontology annotation, biological process: protein phosphorylation; intracellular signal transduction. Gene Ontology annotation, molecular function: ATP binding; MAP kinase activity.